AUGGCUGCCAAACCCGUUGCCGCGGGGAAAAAGAGAAAAGCUACACCCAGUGGUAAGGGCAGGUCUGAUUCCAAAAAGGCUCGUUUCGAAGAAUCCAAGGCGGCCAAGACAGCGUCGGCAAAGAGCGGCGACUUGUCGGAUUCCGACUCUGAGGAUGGCGGCGUCAAGCUGAAUACUGGAGAUGAGAAGAAGUCGUCCAAAAAGACAGAUUCCGGUGCCAAUGGCGACACAUUUGAUCGCACGGUGACAGCCGGCCUCACGUCACGCGAAUCUCACGCAAAACAAAAGCAAUUGGCGCAGGAACGAAAAGCUGCAAAGCCCCUCGCCGACGAGGUGCAGCGCACCAAGAAGAUCUGGGAGCGGCUGAGGAGAAAAUCCCACGUGCCCAAAGAGGAGCGGCAAAAGUUGGUGGAGGAGCUGUUUGGCAUCAUUACCGGCCGAUGCCGAGAUUUUGUUCUCAAACACGACGCCGUUCGGGCCGUACAGACGGCCUUAAAGUACGCCACACCGGAUCAAAGGAGGCAGAUUGCACGAGAGCUUGAGGGGAGCUACGUGCAGCUUGCCGAGAGCAAGUAUGCCAAGUUCUUGAUUGCCAAGUUGCUCGUUCACAGCGACGAUGAAAUCCGAGACUUGGUUAUACCCAACUUCUACGGCAAGGUCCGCAAGCUCAUCAACCACCCCGAGGCCUCGUGGAUUCUGGACGACAUUUACCGGACUGUCGCUACAAAGGAGCACAGAGCCACCUUGCUACGGGAAUGGUACGGCCCCGAAUUCAGCAUCAAGGAGUUGACCAAGGAUACCAAGCUUACCGCGGACUUAAAGGAGAUUCUUGCGGCGGAACCCAGCAAGCGGGGACCCAUCAGAAAGACCUUGUUGGAAAUGGUGAACUCCCUUGUCCAGAAGCGCAUGACUGGUUUCACCAUGCUGCACGACGCCAUGCUACAGUACUUUCUCACCACACAGCCGGGCACCGAGGAGUUUAGUGAGUUUGUCGAAAUGGUGAAAGGAGAUGAGAGUGGCGAUUUGCUCAAGAACAUGGCCUUUACCAAGUCGGGUGCGCGAUUGUCAUGCUUGUUGUUGGCGUACGCGUCUGCGAAGGACCGGAAACAAUACCUCAAGGCGUACAAGGACACAGCUGACACGCUUGUUGCCAUGUCUGGCGACCCCUAUGGCCACACAGUCAUCUUGACAGCGUACGAUGUCAUUGACGACACCAAGCUCACGGCCAAGUCGAUAUUCCCCGAGCUGGUUGGCGAAAAGGACGACAAGCAGGCGCAGAAUAUUGUCGCAGCGGCCAAUAACCCCAACGCCCGGACUACAUUUCUCUACCUUUUUGAGGGUUUGUCCAGGUCUCUGUUCCCCGCCAGCCACUCAUUUGAUCACGAGGUGUUGAAGCAAGUCCACGAGAUUCGGAAGACUACUAGCAAAAAGGAUGAGGAUAUUCGACGACAGGAACUCAUUGCCGCCCUUUCACCGCAACUGCUGUCCGUCAUUGAGCAAGCAGCUGCUGAUCUGGCGUCUACCGCCUUUGGCUGCCAAUUCGUCACCGACGCCCUUCUCUCCGGCACUGGCGACAAGACCAAGGCCCUCGAAGCCAUUGCGCAAUCGGCUAUUGGCGACCCCAAGGAGCAGCCCGCCGAGGACGACCUAAACGCUAUUCCUCAUAUUUCAGCUACACCCUUUGGCGGCCGCAUGUUGAAGUCUCUGAUUCAAGGCGGCAGAUUUGACAAAGCAACCGGAAAGAUUAUACCUGUGGAUCCUCCGCUCAGCUUUUCGGAUACCUUGUACCCCGUUAUCAAAGACUACGUUGUUGACUGGGCCACGGGUCCAAGCUCCUUUGUAGUUGUUGGUCUUCUGGAAUCCAACGACUUUAGCAGCACUGACGAGUUGAGGAGGACACUCAAGAAGAACAAGGAGGUGUUGGAAAAAGCCGCCACGGAAAUGACACCCGAUCAAAAGGCGGCCAGGGAUGCUCAAGAGGAGAAAGCGGACAAGGGAGGAAAGAAGAGUAAGAAGAGGCCUGAUGCGCCGGUUGGCAAUGUAGGCAGCAAGAUCUUGCUAGACAAGCUGUGA
Metarhizium brunneum ARSEF 3297 is the source of this 2073-nucleotide messenger RNA. NCBI's taxonomy places the organism in Eukaryota, Fungi, Ascomycota, Sordariomycetes, Hypocreales, Clavicipitaceae. The record is from RefSeq and is a predicted model, not a curated record.